AUGAUCUUGCCAACUCUCGCGCUAGCCAUCCUCUCCAUCGCUGCCCUGGGAGUAAAUGGCAUCCCCGAAGGGACCCCAGGAACCGAUGCGACAUUCGACUACGUUGUCGUUGGCGCCGGCACCUCUGGGCUCACGCUUGCCGCGAGACUGGCAGAAGCCAACUUUACUGUGGCGCUAGUGGAAGCCGGUGACUUCUACGAGAACACCUGGCCCUUGCCCAAGAUCCCUGGGGCGGCCGCAAUUGGCAUCGGGGCGAGCCCUUCGUCAACCACACCGAUCGACUGGCAGUUCAUUACCGAGCCGGUCCCGGGCGCCCUACACCGCCAGGUUCACUAUUGCCGGCAUAGAACGGUGGGAGGGUGUUCUGCGGCUAACGUGAUGGUAUACCAGAGACCCGAUGUAGACUCGAUGAACCGCUGGGCCGAGCUCGUCGACGACGACUCAUACACCUUCCAAAACGUCCUCCCCUUCUACCAGCGAACACCGACAUUUCACCCGCCCGACAACGCCUUGCGUCCAUCUAAUGCCUCGGUAGACUAUAACCCGGACGCGUUCCUUGAUUCCGGAGAGCCACUGCAAGUCUCAUACCCCAUCGACAACAUCGUUUUCUCAACCUGGAUGGCGCGGGGCAUGCAGGCGAUUGGGAUACCGGAGGUGCAGGACUUCAGCAGCGGACGGUUACUCGGCGCGCAGUGGUGUCCAUUUACAGUGCGGCCGGAGGAUCGCACGCGCAGCAGCUCUGAGGCUGCGUUCAGGGGCCGGCCGAAUAACGACGAGCUGCUUGCGACAAUGAGGCUGUACAGAAAGACGAUGGGCAAGAGGGUGCUCUUCGGGGAGAGCAUUCCGCCGCGAGCGACCGGCGUGGAGGUGCGGACGGGACGACAGGUGUAUGUGCUGCACGCGACGCGCGAGGUCAUCAUCUCGGCCGGCGCGUUUCAGAGCCCGCAGCUGCUGAUGGUCUCGGGGAUCGGACCCGCAGAGACGCUGCGGCUCUUUGAGAUCCCGCUGGUCGUCGACCUGCCCGGCGUUGGGCAGAAUAUGUGGGAUCAUCUGCUGUUUGGACCCUCGUAUCGGGUCAGCAUCCCUACUAACUCGAGGAUCCCGAGGGAUCUCGUCUUCACAGCUGAACAGGGGAUACAAUACCUGGCCAAGCGGCGUGGCUUAUUCACUAACCCUGGUGCGGACUACCUGGCCUGGGAGAAGAUCCCGGACAGCCUGCGCGCCCAGUUCUCUCAGGGGACACGGGCGAAUCUGUCGUGGUUCCCGCCGAGUUGGCCAGAGGCGGAGUACAUCUCCUUCUCCAUCUACCUUGGCUCACUCCAAGACCCCUUCCUCGGCCAACCUCAAGACGGUUAUAUGUACGCUUCGAUGAUCGGCUCCCUCGUCGCGCCGACCUCACGAGGCUACGUAACCCUCCGCUCAAAUGACACGGACGACCUCCCCGCCAUCCAACCAAACUGGCUCGACACCGAGUCCGACGCACAGGUGUCAGUUGCCAUGUACCGCCGGCUCCGCGAAGCCUGGGCACACCCACAGGGUCUCGUGCCCAUCGUAAUCGGGGAAGAGUACUUCCCGGGCCCAGAGGUGCAGACGGAUGAACAGAUCCUCGAGACGAUUCGCGCGACUGUGAUGACGAUUUUCCAUGCGGCUUGUACGUGCAAGAUGGGGACGGCUGAUGAUCCCAUGGCGGUUGUGGACAGCAAGGCGAGGGUGCUGGGGGUGCGCGGGUUGAGGGUUGUGGAUGCGAGUUCGUUUGCCAUGUUGCCGCCGGGGCAUCCGCAGGCGACGUGCUAUAUGCUGGCGGAAAAGAUUGCGGCUGAAAUCAUAGACGUUAGUGGGGCGAAUUGA
Messenger RNA from Aspergillus calidoustus, 1848 nucleotides. Lineage: Eukaryota; Fungi; Ascomycota; Eurotiomycetes; Eurotiales; Aspergillaceae. The record is from the annotation of a GenBank genome assembly.